Messenger RNA from Suillus paluster, 1455 nucleotides. Its product is annotated as tRNA synthetases class I-domain-containing protein. The transcript has 6 exons. Gene Ontology annotation, biological process: tyrosyl-tRNA aminoacylation. The coding region runs from base 70 to 1374 and encodes 434 amino acids. Gene Ontology annotation, molecular function: tyrosine-tRNA ligase activity; ATP binding. The record is from RefSeq and is a predicted model, not a curated record. NCBI's taxonomy places the organism in Eukaryota, Fungi, Basidiomycota, Agaricomycetes, Boletales, Suillaceae.
CUUUCGAGUCAUCGACCUUGCAGUGUAACGUUCAAUUCAUACUUGAUUCAUACCAUCAUCAUCGCAGGAAUGGCGUCGGCGUCGGACGUAGAGGCCAAGUACAAUUUGAUCACGCGGAGGCUGCAAGAAGUUCUAGGUGGUGACUCGAUCAAGGCCAUUCUCGCAGAAGGCAGACCGCCGAAGGCUUACUGGGGGACUGCGCCUACUGGAAGGCCACACAUCGGUUACUUCGCCCCAUUAACCAAAAUCGCUGAUUUCUUGAGAGCUGGCGUGGAGGUCAAGAUUUUACUUGCUGAUGUACACGCUUUCCUCGACAACCUAAAGGCUCCUCUAGAGCUUGUCGCCCACCGGACAAAAUACUACGAAUUUGUCCUCCGCACUGUCUUCACCUCGUUAGGGAUACCCACAUCAAAAUUAAUAUUUGUUCAAGGCUCAGAUUACCAGCUUACCCGCGAAUACAAUCUCGACAACUAUAGAUUAUGCGCGACCGUGACAGAGCAUGAUGCGAAGAAGGCCGGCGCAGAGGUUGUGAAACAAGUCGAGAGUCCACUUCUCAGUGGCUUGCUUUACCCUGGCUUGCAGGCUCUUGAUGAGCAGUACCUCGGUGUUGACUUCCAGUUUGGCGGGGUCGAUCAGCGUAAAAUUUUCACGUUCGCAGAACUCUAUCUUCCUCGGUUAGGCUACGCCAAACGCGCCCACCUCAUGAAUCCCAUGGUUCCAGGUCUAAUGGGGGGUAAGAUGUCAUCUUCGGACCCAGAUUCGAAGAUAGACUUCCUUGACCCUCCCGAAGCUGUUAAGCGCAAGAUCAAGAAAGCUUUCUGUGAGGAGGGCAAUAUCACAGAGAAUGGACUUCUUGCGUUCAUCGAAGCUGUACUCAUACCGAUCAGUCAGCUUCGCAUCGAACGUCGGAAGGGAGAGACAGGUGUGGACAGUGAAGAAGGUCAGGGUGCGAUCGGCGACCAAAAUCCAUUUGUAGACGAUGAUGCACCAGAGGGGACUGUGUUUACCAUCAGACGAGAGGGCAAAUUCGGUGGUCCCCCAAGUCAUUACAAGGACUACAAGGAGCUGAAGGACGAUUUUGCGGCGAAAAAGAUUCACCCUAGUGAUCUCAAGACAGCUGUGAACAAGGGGAUUGAUAGUUUGUUGGCACCGAUUCGAAAGGCCUUUGUUGAGUCUCCAGAGUGGCAACAAGUAGAGAAAUUGGCGUACCCCGAUCCAAAUGCGAAAGCAGAACCUAAGAAGAAGAAGGAGAAGGUGUACCAUCCGCCUCCGCCUGGGAAGGGCAAGAAUAUGACCAAAGCCUCUGCCGAGUCGAGUGAACCACCGCCAUCUAUCAGCGAAAGUACUCAACCGGGGACUACUGGCGAGCUCUAGAAUGAUUUUAAUUAGCCAUGAGUGCAAGAAGUACGACGCAUGAAAUGUAUGAUUGACAUCGAUACAACAUUGAUAUGCACG